AUGCCUAAAAUCUUCCUAACUGGCGCCACAGGCUAUAUCGGAGGCCAAGUGCUCCACACCUUAUCAACAACCCAUCCCGACUAUGAAGUCGCAGCGCUGGUCAGAGAUGAGACGAAAGCUGCAGCGGUAACAAAGGCCUACCCUAAGACCCGCAUUGUCCUUGGAGAUCUGGACCAAGUUGAUCUCAUCGAAACCGAAGCCAAGAAGGCCAAUGUCGUCGUCCAUGCCGCUAGCAACAAACACUUGGAAAGCGUGAAAGCAAUUUCGCGAGCAUUCGAAGGACGCCAGGAUGCAUACUACAUCCAAGUCACAGGUGCCAGCGUCCUCGCCGGCCCCGAGAUCGAUUCCAACACAUACGGCGAACCCUCAGAUAAAAUCUUCGACGACCUAGACAACAUUGGCGACCUUCGAAAAAUCAUCCGCGAUUACCGGAACCGACGGGUUGUGGAUAACUUCAUCCUUGAUCUUGGUGAUAAUGGUCCCAAGACGGCGAUUAUCUUCCCGCCUAUUAUCUUUGGACGGGGUGAAGGACCGGUCAACAGGCGCAGUGUACAGGUCCCUGCUAUCUCCAGGGCGACCCUGAAGCAGAAGUCUGGUUUGUAUCUUGGUAAGGGUUUGAGUCGUUGGGGGGCUAUCCAUAUUGCGGACCUGGGACAGUUAUUUGUGAGGCUCGUUGAGGCGGGCAUUACGAGUUCUGCAGCGGCCGUGUGGAAUGAGAACGGAUUGUUCUUUGCAGAGAAUGGGUUUGAGGCGUUCAAGGAUAUCGGAGAGCAGGUGGCCAAGGCGGCGCACAAUUUUGGGUAUAUUCCGUCUAGCGAGGCUCAUUCGAUCAGCCUAGAGGACUCAAAUUCCGUCAUUAAUGGCGGCGCGGUGUUCCUGGGCUCGAACGGUCAGGGUCGGGCCUUGCGGUCUCGGAAGCUCUUGGGCUGGGAGCCGACGAAGGGGAAGUUGGAACAGUAUAUCCAAGAGACUGUCGCAGACGAGGCGGCACUUCUGUGA
Molecule: messenger RNA, 999 nt
Organism: Aspergillus versicolor CBS 583.65
Lineage: Eukaryota; Fungi; Ascomycota; Eurotiomycetes; Eurotiales; Aspergillaceae
Exons: 5
Coding region: 1-999 (332 amino acids)
Source: RefSeq, a predicted model, not a curated record